UCCUGGCAGCCAUAAGGUGCGCCACAGACCACAAUGUGGACAACACCACAGAGAUGCUGCAGGAAUGGCUGGCGGCUGUCGGGGACGACUACGCGGCUGUGGUCUGGAGGCCCGAGGGGGAGCCCAGACCCUACCCGGAUGAAGAGGGCCCCAAACACUGGACCCGGGAGAGGCACCAGUUUCUGAUGGAGUUGAAGCAGGAAGCUCUGACUUUUGCCAGGACCUGGGGGGCCGACUACAUCCUGUUUGCAGACACAGACAACAUCCUGACCAACGAGCGGACGCUGCGGCUGCUGGUGGAGCGCGACCUGCCGCUGGCCGCCCCCAUGCUGGACUCUCAGACCUACUAUUCCAACUUCUGGUGUGGGAUCACCCCGCAGGGCUACUAUCGCCGCACAGCUGAGUACUUCCCCACCAAGAACCGCCAGCGCCGCGGCUGCUUCCGGGUCCCCAUGGUGCACUCCACCUUCCUGCUGUCCCUGCGGGCCGAAGGGACAGCCCAGCUGGCCUUCUACCCACCGCAUCCCAACUACACGUGGCCCUUCGAUGACAUCAUCGUCUUCGCCUACGCCUGUCAGGCCGCGGGGGUCCCGGCCCAUGUGUGCAAUGACCACCGCUAUGGGUACAUGAACGUGGCUGUGAAAUCCCACCAGGGGCUGGAGGACGAGAAGGUCAACUUCAUCCACCUGUUCUUGGAGUCACUGGUGGAUGGACCCCCCAUGCAGGCUUCAGCUCAUGUCUCUCGGCCCCCAAAGAGGCCCAGUAAGAUGGGGUUCAAUGAGGUCUUUGUCAUCAGCCUGGCCCGCAGGCCGGCCCGCCGGCAGCGCAUGCUGAGUUCGCUCUGGGAGAUGGAGAUCUCCAGCCGGGUAGUGGAUGCUGUAGAUGGACGGAUGCUCAACAGCAGUGUCCUGAGGCACCUGGGCGUGGACCUGCUCCCCGGCUACCAGGACCCCUACUCCGGCCGCACGCUGACCAAGGGCGAGGUGGGCUGCUUCCUCAGCCACUACUCCAUAUGGGAGGAGGUGGCUGCAAGGGGCCUGGCCCGGGUCGUUGUGUUUGAGGAUGACGUGCGCUUUGAGAGCAACUUCAAGCGGAGGCUGGAGCGGCUGAUGGAGGAGGUGGAGGCACAGGAGCUCGCGUGGGACCUGAUCUACCUAGGCCGGAAGCAGGUGAACCCGGAGGAGGAGCUGGCCGUGGAGGGGUUACCGGGCUUGGUGGUGGCCGGGUACUCGUACUGGACCCUGGCGUAUGCCCUGAGCCUGGCCGGGGCCCGCAAGCUGCUGGCCUCGCAGCCCCUGCGCCGCAUGCUGCCUGUGGACGAGUUCCUGCCCAUCAUGUUUGACCAGCACCCCAACGAGCAGUACAAGGCACACUUCUGGCCACGAGACCUGCAGGCUUUCUCAGCCCGGCCCCUGCUUGCCGCCCCCACCCACUACGCAGGGGACGACGAAUGGCUCAGUGACACCGAGACUUCCUCCCCAUGGGACGAUGACAGUGGCCGCCUGAUCAGCUGGAGUGGCUCCCAGAAGACCCUGCGGAGCCCUGGCCCAGGCCUGGCUGGCAGCAGUGGGCACAGCCUCCGCUCCCACCCCCCGGAUGAACUCUAG
Molecule: messenger RNA, 1607 nt
Organism: Ochotona curzoniae (black-lipped pika)
Lineage: Eukaryota; Metazoa; Chordata; Mammalia; Lagomorpha; Ochotonidae
Gene: CERCAM
Product: cerebral endothelial cell adhesion molecule
Exons: 12
Coding region: 54-1607 (517 amino acids)
Source: RefSeq, a predicted model, not a curated record